UGAAGACCCGUUGACCAGCAGAGGACGAGUAUAUCUACUAACGAUGGCAUCAACCGAAGCUCCAAUUCAUUCCUCGAUUUCCUGCCAGCUUCAAAAGCCUUCCAACAACCUCAGUAAUCAUGCAAUUCGAGCCGCCGACCAAGCAAGCCGAUGUGACGGUCAACAUUGCAGAUGGUGACAACAGCACCCAGGGUGUCGACUCGAAUGGAAUCAUCACUGGCCGCUGGAAAACUGGUCUCUUCGGCUUCACUGACUCCAUCGUCCCUAAUGGCGUCAUGUCAUGCUGCUGUCCUGGUCUCGUGGUAGCUCAGAUUUCUGCCCGUCUUGGUUUGAUGCCAUUCUACCACGUCCUCGGCAUCUUCGGAGGCCUCUAUCUGCUGGCACUCGUCUCGGUGUCUACCCACAGUGGCUUCUUCGACUUCCUCUUCUGGCUGUGCGCAGUCAUCUCGGUUCUCUGUAUGAUGCGGUUGCGCUGGCGUAUCCGCACGCUCUUUAGCAUUCCCGGGUCGCACGCCGAGGACGCAGCUUUCAGCUUCUGCUGCGGCUGCUGCUCGAUCGCGCAGAUGGCCUCGCACGUCGAGUCCUACGAGCCAGGCACCUUCGCUUUUGCUCCGCGCGCCACUCUUCCGGGCUACUCGUUCAGCUAAAAUAAAGGAGACUAGGUCGCAGUAGUUGCGACGCCAAGACUACAGCUUGAAUUCCACGAUAAAUGAAUAAAAUCGACACUUUGUAUUCACUUAGAAUCUAUC
Phytophthora nicotianae INRA-310 is the source of this 749-nucleotide messenger RNA. RefSeq lists its product as hypothetical. Bases 120 to 647 code for a protein of 175 amino acids. The transcript has 2 exons. The record is from RefSeq and is a predicted model, not a curated record. Lineage: Eukaryota; Oomycota; Peronosporomycetes; Peronosporales; Peronosporaceae.